Metopolophium dirhodum (rose-grain aphid) is the source of this 5882-nucleotide messenger RNA. RefSeq names its product leucine-rich repeat-containing protein 24-like. Gene Ontology annotation, molecular function: protein binding. Lineage: Eukaryota; Metazoa; Arthropoda; Insecta; Hemiptera; Aphididae. The record is from RefSeq and is a predicted model, not a curated record.
AUAAUCUAACAUUUGUUCUUGCAUUAAUCACGAAGUCCAGUCACAUUUAAUUAUUUACUUCAACAAUUACAAUUCAAAAUAUACUCCUUAAGCGGACCACAGUGUUGCAGUUUAGUUUUAUUACCCACCUCGUUGGGUUCUAAUUGCAAUUCAGAAUCAGUGUUUUCUAACCAGGUCAUCGACAAAGUAAAUAUAAUUAAUUUAACCACAUCCCCUAAGUGUUGGUCAAUGGUCAAUAUACCCACGUAAUAGUUAUUUCGUAUAUUGGUAACUCAGCGUCAAUGUAUUUUUUAAUUUAAAGCUCAUCGUAUGUCAUACCGAACACGCCUUAAUUCGAUUUUAAAUCUGUCACUCAUGUCUGAUAUACAGUGAUCCAUCACUAUUAUACAGCAUGAAUACAAUUAAAAUUACAUAUAACAAUAAUUUAAAGAUUAUAUUAUUUAGUUGUGUUUGUCUAAAUGUUACUGUUCCAUAACAAUUAUUGAUUAGUAAAAUAGUAGGCAAUUCAAAAGAUCUAUAGUACUUUAUACCUAAUUACCUUAAAAUAAUAAAGCAUGAGUCUAAGGUAAAAUUAUUAUAUUAAUGCUAUAAUUUAUAAGGAUUUUUAAUAGUUGUGUAAUUAUUCUAUAAAUAACACUAUAUUAAGAAAUUAAUAUUUGUUUGUAUUUUAAAAAUUAAAUUUAUAUUUAAAAAAAUAAGAGACGCUGGCGUAUUAUCGAUAGCUUGGUAGCCUAGGCUAUCAGAAUAUUCAAAUAAGUAUAUAAAAAUAAUUUGAAAAUUUUUUAACUUUUAAUGUAUUUAAAAUAUAAGAUUAGUAAAUUAAACUACCCAAUGUAUUUUCUACAAUUGUUUUAUAUUCUGUGAUUUUUGGUUCAAGUUAAAUAAAAAAAAAAAGCUGAUAUUUUUUAAAUUAUCGAUAAUUGAAAAUGAGUUACAGAGUUAUUAAUAUAAUACAAGGUUUGUAUGUGAAGAACAAUAGAUUUCUUGAAUUGAUUACUAUCACUGAACAAAAAAAAAAAAAAUUAUCAUUUAAAUACGAGGAAAAUGAUUAUAGCAAAAGGUUAUAAGCCAACUAAUAUCUGUGUAAUAAAAUUAAUUCACAUCAAAAAGUAGUAAUGAACUAUAUUUUAUAUGACGUCUAGUAUCAUACUUCAUAUUAUAUGUUUUAAAAUUGCUAAGUUUUUCAUGUAAGUUUAAAUCAGUGCUGUACUAAAUCUAAUGGAAACUAAAAAUUAAUGAGGACUCUAUGUGGCAACACGUACUGAACAUAAGAUGACCAAAUGCGUGGACCAUGCCCGGUGGCCAGCCAGUGCAGCUGAUCGUCAUGGUGUUGGUGUAUUGUGGAACAACAUUUGGAGAUUGGGCCGAUUGUCCAACCCCUUGUCAAUGCAAGUGGAGUUCGGGGAAGAAAACAGCAUUGUGCAAAGAUGCCGAUUUUACAGAUAUACCUUUAUCGCUAGAUGCAGAUAUGCAGGUACUUGAUUUGAGCUCCAAUAAUUUACGCCACUUACCGGAGGAUGCGUUUAAAAAAGUAGGACUACUUAAUCUGCAGCGAGUAUUCCUACGCGGUUGCGGAAUACACAAUGUUCAUAAAGACGCGUUCAGAGAAUUGAAAAUACUCGUAGAACUAGAUCUCAGUGAUAACUUGAUUGGUUCAUUGCACCAAGAGACAUUUCAGGGAAAUGAACGACUCCGCGUGCUAUAUUUGAAUGGAAAUCCAUUAACUGAAAUCAAAGAAGUUCAAUUUCCCGUCUUACAGCAUCUUCGAACACUAGAGUUGCAACACUGUCAAAUUAAACGAAUACAUAGAGAUGCUUUCUUGCAUUUGUCCUCAUUGGAGUCAUUAAAUUUAAAUGGAAAUCUAUUAAAGUGGUUAUCAGAAACUGUAUUCUUGCCUAUAUCUAAACUGAAAACAUUAUCUUUGGAUGGAAACCCGUGGGUGUGCGACUGCCAUUUAAGGAGUUUUCGAAACUGGUUUGUUUCGUCAAAUUUAUAUUCACAUCCGCUGUCGUGUAUUGAACCGAAUGUAUUGUCGGGUAGUAGAUGGGAGAACAUAAAACCACCAGAGUUUGCAUGUCCUCCAGUAGUCAAGAUUGACAGGAACAGUGUGUUAGAAGAUGCCGGUAAUAUUACUUUUACUUGUAAAGUGACCGGAGACCCUGAGCCAGAAGUGAGCUGGUAUUUCAAUGGACAUAAUAUAGAUAACUAUACCGAUCGAAUGGACGAAAACCGUACGUGGCUAGAUAACAAUCGAAUGUGGAGUGCCCUACACAUAUUCAAUGUUUCAGAUGUAGUGGCUGGUGAAUUUACAUGUGAAGCUCGGAAUUCACGUGGACAAAUGUCAGCCAAUGUAUCUUUAGCUUUACCAGAAGUAGCAGUAGCUACGACACUAAGCAAAUCUAAAUCUAUGUACUUAGUCAUAGUUUGUGUAGCCGCUAGUGCAACAGUCCUAUUAUUCGUGAUAGGCUUGACAUGUUGCGUGUGUCAAGUGAAGAAAUCGGGGGGACGACGCGAUAGCAAGACUAACUUUAAAGGAAGUACUAGUUUCAGCGAUGCGGACAAACGACUUCUUGACGCAAGCAUAUCGACUACACAAGCUGGAAGCUGUGAAAUGCUUGGCGGCUCUUCUUGCCAGGACUUGGAGCUCAUUGAACAGUCAUUACAAAACAUCCCAUUGGCCGCCGUCUGCGACCAACAACCGGUUCACAUAACUAUUGAGAGUCAUGACCCCAACUCUAUUUUGUCACUGUACCCACCACCACCAGAAUUCUCCACUAGUAUUCUGCCAUCAGUCAGUGGUUUUGGAAAUAUAUUUAUUUCAGUAUCGGUGAGCCAAGAACCACCUGACCCUGAAUCUAGGUAUCCAGACUUACUUGACAUGAAGCACAGACAAAAACAAAGCGUUAGUGUUGGUACCAGCUCAACCCAUCAUAUUCCGCCAGCUUCGUCAUAUUACGCCACUAUGCCGAGGAAAAAAAGCAUAAUAGACCACCAAUCCAUCAAAUCGGUUAUGCCACAUUAUGAUAACAUGGGUCCGAGAAUAACAGCAACGGGAAGUUGUACGAACUUGUCAUCUCUUUCUAAUAGUGGUGAAUCUUCCGAUGAUAUACCACCACCACCGCCACCUCCUUUAUGUACAGGACACACUGACUACGUGGCUCUAUAAUUAAAUAAUGUAUGUACUCGUAAAAAAAUAAUUUUAAAAUCUUUCUUUGAAGUGUUAAGCAAGAUGAAUAUUAUAAAUAAUACAGAAUUAAUAUGUAGAAAUUCGGUGUUGUUUAUGAUAUAAUAUAUUAUAUUCACUAAAAAAAACAAACCAUAAUUUAUGUAAAAUGUUUGAAACCAAAAAACAAUUUAAAGAAAUCUGCACAGAAAAAGUUAAAUACAAUUUAAGAGAAGGUAUUGUUACUAUUGACGUUUACACAGAACAUUGAAAGCUUAAGUCGUAUUAUCCGUCAUCAAUCACAUGGCAUUUAUUAUAGGGCAGCAUUAUUAAUAAAAUAGUAUUAAAGGGGAACUCCUGAAUAUAAUAAAUAAUAAUGAGAAAAUAUAAAGAAAAAAAGUAAUCAUUGUAUAAAUGAAAGUUCGGUUCUGAUACCAUUUGUUUGGUUGUUUAUAUGUAAUUUUUUUUUACGAAGUCAGUAGGUUAAACUUGACAAUCUAUAGUUUUUAAUACUUAAAUGAUAAGUAUUUUAUGUUUAAAUGGAAGUCAAAAAUCUUAUUUUCUAAUUAAUCAUGGUUUUAUUAUCGCUUUCUAUAAAAAAAAAAUACACGUUUUUCAUAAAAAUAUAUAAAUAUAUUGUAUUCCUGUUAAAUUGUAGUAUUAGAUGGUAAUUCGAUUAAUAUUGUUGAGUUUAAAAUUAUUGGUAAACACAAAUUCCUACAAUCUCAUUAAACUAUCAACUUAAUUAAUAACUUUUGUAUGAUGAAUACUGGGUGUCAAUAACUAAUAUUCAUUAUUAAAAUUUAAAAUUAUUAUUUUAUAACUUUUACUAAAUAAAUCUAAUUUUAUAAUCCAUGGAUCUUUUUUUUACAACACUUCAUAAUAAUACGAUAUUAAAACAACACAUUAUAAAACAUAAAAUAUAUAAGUAAGGCACAAUUUGUUUUUUUGUCUAAUGACAAAUAUUCCGAUGAAUUGAUAUACAAAUUAUAACAGAUAAAGUUAUAAAUGUAACAUAAAAGCAAAAUAAAUAAAAAUCAAUUAAAAAUAUGUACCUAAUGUAUAAAUAAUAUUUUUAAAAGGUCAUUGUCCUCAAUUUAAUUAAAAAAUUGAAAUGCAUCUUUAACUUUCAGCUAGAUAUUAGGGAUAAGUAACAGAAAUUUAGUUGAUAGUGUUAUAGUAUUUUAAAUUUUAGUAUUUCUUGUUAUGCGUCUAUUAAAUUAUAAAAGUUAUAUAAAAGUUAUAUUAGUGCCCGGUGUUUUAAAAAGAAAUUUGUUUUGUUUAAUGAGAACAUUUAUAUUUAUUUUUAAAAGAAGACGAUUAGACAAUAAAUAUUAAAAUUAUAUGCAUCUAUCUAUCUUUGUACUAUUUUAAACUAAAAAUUAAAAGUAAUAAAAGUUAUGUGAAAAAAAAAUCAUCACACCAUAUCGAUCAGUUUCCAUCUAUUUACCCAAUUAACUUAAAAAAUAACUCAGGGUUAGCGAAACCCCUUCGUAUUAUUUAAUUUAUACUAUAUUUUUUACACAUAUCAUUUUAAUUAAUUAUGUUUUAUGUUUUCCUUUUAAAAAUUUGAAUAUUUAGCUAUUGUUUUUUUAAGAGAUGUAAUUAAAACUUAAAAAAAAUUCUUAAAUGUAGGUUUGGCAUAUCAUGUUAUUAUAGUAGGUAUUUUACAUUUAGUAUGCAUAAAAUAUUAUAAGUUUUAUAAAAAAUCAAAUGUUACUAAAUAACGAAAAAAAAUACCUUCAAUAAAUUAACAAAAAUAUAUUAUUCUUUGGUUCAUAAUGAUUAUCUAUAAUAAAUCCCAACAAAAUGUCCAUUAAAUUUAAAAUUGAAAAACUACAAGUAUUUCAUAUAUCUAAUGAGGUAGGUCUUGUUUAGUUAUAACAGAAAUUAUAUAAUUGCCAAAGUGUUGUUAUGAACAAUGUUAUAAAAUUGAUAAAACAAUGAAUUAUGUAGAAGUAUUAUAUUAUUUGAUCACCCACACGAAAAAAAAUUAAAACGUUGAAAUACCAAAAUAAAUCUUUGGAUUGUAAAUUUUAAAAUAUAGUUUUUUAUGAUUAUUGCGUUUGCAUUUAUUUAGGUAUUUCAAUAAUAUUCUUCAAAUAGAAAAUAUCGAUAUUUUUAUUUUAAUUAUGCCUUUCCUAGCUUGCGACAAGUAGAUAAAUAAUAUUGAAAUCCUGUGUUGUAAACGUUACAAUGUAGCUUAUGUAUGCAUAUAGACGGACCUACAGGAUAUAAAACUGUCUUUUAUUAUUAAAAAAUAAUAACUAUUGUAAAAAUUAAAUGUAAUAAUUUUUAAGGUAUUUUAUUUAUAAUGUUUAUAUUAAGUUUUGUUUGCUUUCGACACUACAAAUAUUCCUUUUCUCCUUUGUAAACGUGUCACAAAAAAAAAUGUUUUAUUCUAUAGGGGUGAAUAAAUAUGGAAUUUUUUGUCUGCUUUGAAAUAAUUAUAAAUAUUUAUACGUAUACAAUAUACAUAUACACAUAAAUAUAUAUAUAUAUGUACGUAUGUACUAUGUAGGCAUGUUUGUAUGUAUAUAAAUAUAAUACAUUUAUGUUCCUUGUUGGUGUUAAUAAAUUAUAUUGUACAGUAAAAAUGUAUGUCAAUAAUUAAGUAAAAUAUAAUUCAAAUUUUCUUUUUGUUGUAGUUUAUAUUUCAUUACGUAUUUAUUAAACAUGAUUUGUAGUUUAUUGUAAUCGGUAUGUGAAAUAAAAUGAA